AGAAAUUAAAAAACAAAACACUAUCAAAUUUGGACCAUUUACACACAUUUGAGGUACGAAUGGCAUUGUUUUUUGGACCCUUCUGAUUUUUUCACACUUUCCCACGUUUUCACCUUCUGCUUUUAGACUAAGGUUGUCGGUGCCGUUAGUUUUUGCUUGCGGCGAUGGUCAGUAUAAUGAACGUUAAGAUUAGUAGUGAAGAUGAUUACAUUAGAAGACAUCAUAGACAUGAUGUUAGAGAUAAUCAGUGUAGCUCUUCACUUGUAAAACAUAUUAGAGCUCCUGUUCAUCUUGUUUGGUCAUUAGUGAGGAGGUUUGAUCAGCCACAAAGGUACAAACCGUUUGUUAGCAGGUGCAUCGUGCAAGGGGACCUUGAAAUCGGGAGUGUCAGAGAAGUGAAUGUUAAGUCCGGACUCCCAGCUACCACAAGCAAGGAAAGGUUAGAGCUUCUAAAUGAUGAGGAGCACAUCUUUGGUGUAAAGAUUGUCGGUGGGGAUCACAGGCUUAGGAACUACUCAUCGAUUAUCACCGUUCACCCAGAGGUCAUUGAUGGAAGGCCUGGAACAAUGAUAAUAGAGUCAUUUGUGGUAGAUGUUCCAGAUGGGAAUACUAAAGACGAAACAUGUUACUUUGUCGAGGCCCUGAUCCGGUGUAACCUCAAAUCACUAGCUGAUGUGUCGGAGCGUUUAGCCGUGCAGGGCCAUAUGGAGCCUAUUGACAGAAUGUAGUUUACACUUUCUGCAUAUGCGGCAGUCUGGACAUCGAUCAUUUUGCUAAAGCGUGAAAGGGAUUUGAUUAGAAGACGAGUAGAGUGACUGGUUUUAUGCUAGUCCCUUCUCGAUCUCAGUAGUAUAUAUAUACAUGCUUCCUUUUAAUCGUCUAUAAGGUCACCGCAGUUUGUAACAUGCAACUGGCUUAUUCUUACGACGGGCUAUUUUAUAAUGUAAAGAACCAGCUAUAGUGUUUGUGGGCAGUGUGACUGUAUUGAGCUUGGAUUGUAAGUAUCUAUGCUCAGGAAUGUGCUUCUUGUUGUUAUAAGAUCAAAAACUGUGUGGUUAUGGCACUGCACUCUAUAUGCUUGUGUAUCUUUGAGAUUUUGGUGUGUUAAUAAGUACUAGAAACAGUAUUUGGUAAGUUAAAAAAUAGUGUGCUUUUGCUUUUUGUUACUA
This is a messenger RNA of Nicotiana attenuata, 1169 nucleotides long. Its product is annotated as abscisic acid receptor PYL9-like. Gene Ontology annotation, cellular component: nucleus; cytoplasm. NCBI's taxonomy places the organism in Eukaryota, Viridiplantae, Streptophyta, Magnoliopsida, Solanales, Solanaceae. Gene Ontology annotation, molecular function: protein phosphatase inhibitor activity; signaling receptor activity; abscisic acid binding. Gene Ontology annotation, biological process: abscisic acid-activated signaling pathway. Bases 165 to 728 code for a protein of 187 amino acids. The record is from RefSeq and is a predicted model, not a curated record. The transcript is spliced from 3 exons.